Homarus americanus (American lobster) is the source of this 2448-nucleotide messenger RNA. RefSeq names its product trifunctional enzyme subunit alpha, mitochondrial-like (gene Mtpalpha). The record is from RefSeq and is a predicted model, not a curated record. Gene Ontology annotation, biological process: fatty acid beta-oxidation. The transcript has 8 exons. Bases 60 to 2348 code for a protein of 762 amino acids. NCBI's taxonomy places the organism in Eukaryota, Metazoa, Arthropoda, Malacostraca, Decapoda, Nephropidae. Gene Ontology annotation, molecular function: long-chain (3S)-3-hydroxyacyl-CoA dehydrogenase (NAD+) activity; enoyl-CoA hydratase activity; NAD+ binding. Gene Ontology annotation, cellular component: mitochondrion; mitochondrial fatty acid beta-oxidation multienzyme complex.
CACAGCCACACUCAGUCGGCAGCUGGCCGUCGACAGGGAGGAGGCUUUUGAUAUUAAUAAUGGCAAAUAUUCGUGCUGUCGGGGCCUUGUGCCGGCUCAAUGCGAGAAAGUUGACCCAAUUCAGAGUACCAGUGUUGAGCAGCAGGUAUCUGUCAACAACAGCAAGAGCUCUGGGUGUUCAUACCAACCUCACUGUAAAAGAUGGAGUUGGGGUUGUCACCUUCAACUCUCCUGGGAAGGUCAAUGUCCUCAAUGAACCGGUAAUGGAGGAGAUAACAGAAAUUGUUAAGGAGCUUGAAAACAAUCCUGAAAUACAGGCUGCUGUGCUCAUUUCUAGCAAGCCUGGAUGUUUUAUUGCUGGAGCAGAUAUUGGAAUGAUAGAGAAAUGUUCAACACUGGAAGCCGUGGAAGAGCUCUCUCAAGCCUGUCAUGACAUUCUUUUCCGCAUCGAGAAGAGCAAAAAACCUGUGGUGGCAGCAAUUAUGGGGUCAUGCCUUGGGGGUGGACUGGAAGUUGCUCUAUCUUGUCACUACCGUCUGGCUGUAAAGGAUAAAGCUGGGCUUGGUUUGCCCGAGGUUAUGUUAGGCAUUUUACCAGGUGGUGGUGGUACGCAACGUCUUCAUAAGCUAGUGGGUGUUCCCAAUGCACUGGACAUGACCCUCACUGGUAAAACUGUGAAGGCAGACAAAGCAAAGAAGAUGGGUUUAGUUGAUGCACUGGUGAAUCCACUUGGUCCAGGGAUGGUAGCAGCAGAUGUAAAUACAUUGACAUAUUUAGAGGAGAUAGCCAUAAAGACCGCUAAGGAUCUGGCUAGCGGUGACCUACGUGCAAAGCGUGGUCCAAAAAAUACCGUGGAAAAGGUAACCGGAAUAGCUCUGCAGUAUGAUUUUGUGAAGGAUCUGGUCUUCAACAAGGCAAAGUCAACAGUAAUGAAGCAGACAAAUGGACUGUAUCCUGCACCUCUAAAAAUUUUAGAGGUCAUUCGUAUUGGUUUAGACAAAGGACCAGCAGCAGGUUAUGCUGCCGAGAAAAAAGGUUUUGGUGAACUAGCCAUGACGAGUGAGUCUAAAGGUUUAAUUGGUCUCUUCCAUGGUCAAACAGAGUGCAAAAAGAACAGGUUUGGUAAGCCGCAGAAACCAGCCAAAAAUUUGGCUGUUCUAGGAGCAGGAUUGAUGGGUGCUGGUAUUGCACAAGUAUCUAUAGACAAGGGUUACAACACCAUCUUAAAGGACAUGAAUUAUCCUGGCCUUGCAAGAGGUAUCAAGCAGGUACAAGAAGGCCUUACCAAGGCAGUUAAGCGUAAGAAGUUCAGCAGCUUUGUGGCUGACCAGUAUAUGUCAAACUUGGAACCAACCACUAGUUAUGAUGUCUUUAAGGACUGUGAUAUGGUGAUUGAGGCAGUAUUUGAAGAUUUGGCUCUUAAACAUCGUAUAAUAAAGGAGGUGGAACCCCAUCUGCCAGAGCAUUGUAUAUUUGCCACCAACACUUCAGCUUUGCCCAUUGGUGAUAUUGCAAAAGCAAGCAGCCGUCCAGAUAAGGUAAUAGGUAUGCACUACUUUUCACCAGUGGACAAGAUGCAGUUGUUGGAGAUCAUCACCACAGGCCAAACCUCACAGGAUACAAUAGCCUCUGCAGUAGAUGUUGGAUUGAAACAAGGCAAAGUAGUGAUUGUGGUCAAGGAUGGUCCAGGGUUCUACACAACAAGAAUCGUGGGAACCAUGCUUGCCAACGGCCUACUUAUGUUCCAAGAAGGUGUUGACCCAAAAUGGAUGGACAAAGCUACAACGGCCUUUGGUUGGCCUGUGGGAGCUGCCACACUACUGGAUGAAGUUGGUUGUGAUGUUGGUAUGCAUGUGGGACAGUACCUAACCAGAGUGCUGGGCUCAAGAAUGAAGAGUGGAGAUGUUAAUGUCUUGAAGGAUAUGGUGGCUGCUGGGUUCUAUGGUCGCAAGUCUGGCAAAGGUGUUUAUGUUUACGAACCAGGAGUGAAGGAACGCAAUGUUAAUGAAGGUGCACUUGAAAUAUUGAAGAAGUAUAAGGUUACCCCUAAAAUUCCCUUGACGGAUGAAUCAAUCCAAAUGCGGUUAGCUUGCAGGUUCAUCAAUGAGGCUGUGAUGUGCCUACAGGAAGGAAUCCUGAACAGCCCACUUGAUGGAGACAUUGGUGCAGUAUUUGGCUUGGGCUUCCCUCCAUUCACUGGCGGACCAUUCCGCUAUGCUGACACCUAUGGAGCUGACAAACUGGUAGCCAAAAUGAGAGAAUAUGAAGCUGCAUAUGGAGAACCCUUCACACCUUGCCAGUUGUUAUUGGACUAUGCUGCAGACCCCUCAAAGAAAUUCUUCAAGUAAAUUAGAUAGUGGUAUUUAGACAAAAUAGUUUGUCUACAAAGUGUCUUACUUGUUUUUAAGAUUGGAAAUGUUAGUUAUCAAAAAUAAAUGUUUGAAAUUC